Molecule: messenger RNA, 2613 nt
Organism: Anopheles coustani
Lineage: Eukaryota; Metazoa; Arthropoda; Insecta; Diptera; Culicidae
Product: GATA zinc finger domain-containing protein 10-like
Exons: 1
Coding region: 211-1884 (557 amino acids)
Biological process (GO): regulation of transcription by RNA polymerase II
Cellular component (GO): nucleus
Molecular function (GO): protein binding; DNA binding
Source: RefSeq, a predicted model, not a curated record
UUGAUGGUUUGCUGAUUGAAAGUGAACAAAUUCGCGCCUUCGACGGACGGUACCUGUGGUAUUUUCAUUUUAAUAGCUCGCAGCAAACAGAUCCGCGUCUGCCGUGCGCUGAGGCAUUACAUUCGUCCUGGGAACAUAAUUAUUACCGAAGUAAAUCGCGCACUUGCCGCGAAGUGCGUCCUUAGCUGUAUGUGCUCUUAGUGGAGACAAAUGAAGAUGUCGAGCCAACAGCAAUAUUCGCUAAGAUGGAACGAUUAUACCACAUACAUUACGGGUGCGUUCGAUGCGCUGCGCUACGAGGAAGAUCUUGUAGAUGUGACACUGUUUUGUGAGGGGCGCAAAAUACGCGCCCACAAGGUGCUGCUUUCUGCCUGCAGUUCCUACUUUAAGGACAUCUUCAAGGAAAACCCUUGUCAACAUCCCGUUAUCAUAUUUAAGAAUGUAAAGUAUGCCGACCUGCUUUCGCUGGUGGAGUUCAUGUACCAGGGCGAGGUAAGCGUAUCGCAGGAAGCUUUACCUUCGUUUCUGCACACGGCAGAGUUGCUGUCCAUACGUGGCCUAGCCGAUACUAACAACGACCAGCAGCAUACCGCCAUUCCGGAUCAACCGACGUCCUCGCUAGCGCAGCAGAUACUGCAAACGCAGGCGCAAACAUUGGCCCCAACUGCUACGAUCACGACAGAACCGGUGUACUUUACUCUUCCCUCCAACUCGUCUAUCGUGCCGCAGAUAAAGGUGGAAUCACAGCAGCCCGGUACCACUAUUCAGUCAGGACCACAAGAUUUCAAGUUCAUCAACAAAAUUACCCUGAAACCCGCUGAUCUGGCCAGUGCCCUUUCCGUACCGCUCGGGCAGCAAACGCUACAAGGGCAGCAGCUACAGCAGGUGCAGCAAGUUCAACAGGUACAGCAUGUGCAAGUGCAGCAAACGCAACAGCAACAGCAACAGCAGCAACAGCAACAACAACAGCAACAACAACAGCAACAGCAACAGCAACAACAACAGCAGCAACAGCAGCAGCAAGUUGUGCAUUCGCAAAAGAUCAUGAUAAAACCUGUGCAACCUGUAGCGGGAACCAUAGUCCAGCGAACCGUGCAGAGUCAGACCACUGCGAAUCAAGCGAACCAGUCGGCUAAUGCGUUGCAGGAACUGGUGGAAAGUGUCGUCUCAGCAGCCCGUCCUAAGCCAAAACCGAAGCGCAUCGUAAAGAUAACCAAAACGCCAACCAAGCAGCCAUCGGAGGAAGGUAGCAGCACCAGUGACAAAUCGACCACAAACUACACCACCCUGAACUCGGCCAACACUUCCGUUCAGUCGGACAACGGUAUGGGACUGUACGGGCAGACGCAGCAGGAACACGAGCAGGUAGCGGUUUACGGGGAUUCGGUCAACGCGGAGAACAACGACGUGAAACUGCAAAUGACAGAGUACAUCAACGUAGGGGAACCGAUCAAUCCGACCAGCGGUGAUAGCGGCACCUACACGCAACAGGAAGGGUUUGAGCUGGUCGACGAAAACAUAUCCGACCGACAGGACACUGACGAGCAUAUGGGACAGAACAGCUUCGAGAUGGAGAUUGUCGAUAUGGACGUGAAUGGCAUGUUUCCGGAAGAUACCAAUGAGCAGCAGCAACAGCCGCAGCAGCAGCAGCAGCAGCAGCAGCAGCAGGACUCGAAGGCGGAAAUUCUCGAAAGCAGCGCGCGGGCCAUGAAGGACGUGGUGAAAAAGUACAAGUGCAAACAGUGCGAAAAGAGCUUUGCUACCUGGAAAUCGUUGGCCAUGCACCGUCACAUCCACAGUGGCCGCACCAAGUGUAAUAUCUGCGGUGCGGUACUGUCGCGCACGGCCAACCUUAAGCGGCACAUGAAGUUGAAGCAUGGUUGAGGUGUGCUGCUUUCGGCAACGCAACAUCAGGACGCCGCGUAAGAGCAAAUCUUCAACGGCAACAUGGUCACGUUAUCAUUAUACAUUUUUGAAUUCAAUGAAUUCAAACGCAAUUUAAAAUUCGCAACUGAAACGUUUAUUCCGCGCGUUUACUGUAGUCUCUUGGGUGUUUAUGUAUUGUGUUUUUAUUUUUACGCCUGAGUAUGUGACGAAAAACAAACAACAAUGUCUUAGAAUUAGGUAAUUUUCGCAUUAGCAUAAAAAAAUAAAAUUAUAUUUUGUUAGGGAAGACAGAGGUAGAUCAUACCAAGGUACAGUAAAGCUAGUGCACGACGCUAAAAAAAAACGCUACACCAUCCUUACAUAUGCGACUGUAAAAGAUUUAUAAUUCUCAAAAUUUUGUAACUGAACACUAAAGUACAUUGAAAUGUAUACACAAAAAAAGAACCCUUGUAGAACGUCUCGUUCAGUUCAGCAACUCCCAUGAGUAUGUUUUUGAAACCCAACAUAAUUUUAACAAACGGAAAAGUUAGCCAUAAGAUAUUUACAAGCGAUUGCGUUUGUCACAUAAAAGAAAAAUAAAUUGAAUAAUUGUAUAGACGAAAGAUUGCAGUAAUAUCUCACGAACAUUUAGCACUUGAGUAAGAAAAUAGUUUUAAACCAGAUUGUUUCCUGCGAAUAUUAUACAAAUACUAUAGUUGAAUAAACUGAAGAUUAAAAAUGUGUGUU